Molecule: messenger RNA, 3613 nt
Organism: Pezoporus flaviventris
Lineage: Eukaryota; Metazoa; Chordata; Aves; Psittaciformes; Psittacidae
Gene: USP16
Product: ubiquitin specific peptidase 16
Exons: 17
Coding region: 933-3395 (820 amino acids)
Biological process (GO): regulation of cell cycle; regulation of gene expression
Cellular component (GO): nucleus; cytosol
Molecular function (GO): cysteine-type endopeptidase activity; cysteine-type deubiquitinase activity; zinc ion binding
Source: RefSeq, a predicted model, not a curated record
UGGUGAGUCCAAGCUAAGAUGGUUUUGAAAGGAUGAGUGUUAUACAAGUCAGAUUUAGUGCUGUGCUAACAUGUUUAUGCUAAGGGUGGACAGCUGGCUUAGGCCAGCCUGCAAAGACUGUGUAAGGCUGCAGAAACGUGGUUUUGAACCAGCUUAGGUUGUGUGCUUUCAUUGUAUAGCAUAUGUUGGGUUUUAAGUUUACCUGAUGUUUAUGUAUGUUCUUUUGUGAGUUGAGGCACAGACCUCAUGGGGCUACAGACAAUAUAUACAAAAUAUAUUUGAAGGCAAGUACUUGACUUGGAACUCUGUAGUAGUAGAUUACUCUUGUUUGGAAGGGUCUACAGGCAUAUAAAUAACAGACCCCUUCUGAAUUAGUUGGUUGAUAGGUUGGGAAGGCGAUGAUAAAUCUCCCCCAGUGAAAAAACUGAAAAGUUUCAGCUCCCACUGUAUGUAUACUUUCAAGUAUGUUAGCAUAUUGGUGUGUGUGAGACUUCUUCAAAGAUACAAGGUAUUUGCAGUAAAGAAAACUGAAAGAUUGUAAUAACUUCAAGAUUUAAUUGGGACAAACCCAAUUCUUUUUCCUGUUAUUAGUUAAAGUACAAGUCCUAAAGGUUUAUGGGAUUUUUGAUGCUUAAGUUUCCCAUCUUUUAUGUAAUAUUUUUGAUUUAAGGUUUUAAAUCAUUUCACUUUUAUAGUUCAUGCUGUCAUCUUGCUUAUACAGCAGUUGCAUUUGUUUCAUGUUAAAGUAUAAUUAAUUUAUUUUCUUUUGAAAAGUCAAAUUAAAACAAGUUAAUUCACCUCAAGGAACAUCUUGGCCAUAGAAAUAAUGUAUUGUUUAGCACUGAGCAAGUAAAACCAAAGCCUGUUUUCUAAUUUAUUAUUUUUCUUUGCUAGGUCACUGUUCCAUGUAAGAAAAAUUACAGACUACAAAUAUGGGAAAGAAACGCAUCAAAGGCAAACCUGCACAGUCUGAUGAGUCUCCAGAUACGCUGGAACCUGUGUGCAAGCAUAUUCGUAAAGGAUUAGAACAAGGUCAUCUGAAAAAGGCACUGCUGAAUGUGGAAUGGCAUGUUUGUCAGGACUGCAAGGCAGAUAAUAAGACACAAGAGAAGUCUGAAGAGGAGACCAGUGAAAGCCCUUCAAUAUGGUUAUGUCUAAAAUGUGGCCAUAUGGGCUGUGGCAGAAAUUCUCAAGAACAGCAUGCUUUAAAGCAUUAUGAAACGCCAAGAUCAGAUCCCCAUUGUUUGGUUCUCAGUUUGGACAACUGGAGUGUGUGGUGCUACAUAUGUGAUAAUGAAGUUCCAUAUAGUACUUCAAGCCGAUUGGGCCAGACUGUGGAUUAUAUUAGAAAACAAGUUUGCACUGGCUCAUCACAUACAGUAAAGCAACAAGAGAACAAAGAAUUUGAAAAUAAAAAAGUAGAAAAGGACAGCAAAAAUGAGCAAGAAAAAGAAGUCUCACUUAAAGAAGAGAAUUCUAACUCAAGUACUAACUCGGAAGUGACUGUGAAGGGACUUAGUAACUUGGGGAAUACAUGUUUCUUUAAUGCAGUGAUGCAGAAUUUAUCACAAACUCCAGUCCUGAGGGAGCUGCUUAAAGAAGCUAAAAUGUCUGGCACAACAGUUAAAAUUGAGUCACCUGAGUUAUCCAUGGAACCUCAGCUGAUAAAACUCGAUCAGCCAGGUCCUUUGACAUUAGCCAUGUAUCAGUUCCUGACAGAAAUGCAAGAAAUAAAAAGAGGGGUCGUCACUCCUAAGGAACUUUUUGCUCAGGUUUGUAAAAAAGCAAUACGAUUUAAAGGUUAUCAGCAGCAAGACAGUCAUGAGUUGCUUCGUUACUUACUUGAUGGAAUGAGAUCAGAAGAAAUGCAACAAAUAAGUGUUGGAAUACUGAAGGCACUGACUGACUCUAAAAAACAAAAUGAAGAAGAAAUGAAAAAGAAAAUUAAAGAUUAUGAAAAGAAAAAGGGAAUACAGAGUUUUGUGGAUCGGAUUUUUGGUGGAGAAUUAACCAGUACAAUUAUGUGUGAGGAAUGCAGAACCGUAUCCUUGGUCCAUGAGUCUUUUCUUGAUUUGUCACUUCCUGUACUAGAUGAUCAGAAAGUAAAAAAUACAAAUGAGAGAAACAUUAAGAAAAACAAAGAAAAGGAAUCUGAAGAUGAAGAGAACAAAAAUGAUGACUGUUACCUUAAGCAGAAAGAUGAGCCCCCUGGUACAAGUAAGCACCUUCAGAAAAAAGUAAAGAAACAGGCCAAAAAACAAGCCAAGAGCCAGCGCCGUCAACAAAAACUUCAAGGAAAGGUGCUUCACUUGACAGAUAUCUGUGCAACUGAACAGCCAGAAAAAGAUGUUGAAUACAACCAAGAAUCAGAGGCAGAAAUUGGCUCUGAAAUGCCUGAUACGAAGCAAGAAGACAAGUCAUCAAAUGAUUGCAAAGAUCGCUGCUUAACUCAAAAAGACUUGAGUAUUCAGGGAAAUAGUAUAGAAGUUCAGAGCAUGCAUGAAAAUACAGGAAAGCCAGAACAGGAGUGUGAAGAAAAGGAAUCUCUCAGGGAUCUCCCUAUGGAAGGCUUAGAUUGUCCUGGAGAGUUAGUCAAUGGACUUGACAAUAUAUCUUUGAAAGAUGAAGAUGAUGAAAAUAAUGAGGAAGAGCUUGCUUCUGACUUUUCAAAACUACAUUUGGGUGCCAAUACUGAAUCUGAUAUGAGUACCUUAGAUGACCUACAGUCUGUUCCCAUCAAGACAUGUGAAGUAUUGACUGAAGAUCCAGAAACAGCAUUUUGUACUCUUGCAAAUAGGGAAGAUCUGAACCCGGAAGAAGGUUCAAUCCAUCACUGUUUGUAUCAGUUUACCCGUAAUGAAAAACUUACUGAGACCAAUAAACUACUGUGUGAUGUAUGUACACAAAGACAUGGACCAAAGAAGAACAUGAAAAGUGAAAAAUACAUUUAUACUAAUGCCAAAAAGCAGAUGCUAAUCUCUCUUGCUCCUCCAGUUUUAACUCUUCACUUAAAAAGGUUUCAACAGGCUGGAUUUAAUCUCCGGAAGGUUAACAGGCAUAUCAAGUUUCCAGAAGUGAUAGACUUGGCUCCUUUCUGUACAGCUAAAUGUAAAAAUGUGGCUGAAGGGAAUACAAAAGUAUUGUACUCUCUCUAUGGAGUUGUUGAGCACAGUGGAACAAUGAGGUCUGGGCACUAUACUGCAUAUGCUAAAAUGCGAAGUAUGAACAACCAUCUCUCUGAUCUUGUCCUUCGAGGGCAAUCUCCUCAAGCUUUAGAAACUGAACCAGUAAAAGGGCAGUGGUUCCACAUCAGUGACACCCACGUACAAGCUGUGUCUGUGUCAAAAGUGCUGAGCUCUCAAGCCUAUCUUCUCUUUUAUGAGCGACUCCUUUAACUCAUCUGAGAAACCUUCUUAUAGGUGUUGAGAGGUGGUUAUCUUCAGGUGGUCUGAAAGAAGCAAGACUUGCAAAUCAUGGUCUUAACAUGUUGUAGCUACUGUAUACAACUGAAGGAAUAUACUUUAUGCUUCGUAGACAUGCUGACAAGUGGUUAACUUAUACUUUUCCCAGUGUUUUCACUGCUUUUAAAUAAAGGCCUUUUACAAAAUUACAA